GUCGAUAUUUUUUAUUAUACCGCCGAAGAUGACUACCGAACAACAACAACAACAGCAGCGAUGGUCAGUAAUGUCCCGAUUGUCGUCCAUAUCGUUGCUGUCGCCGUCGUCGGCCGACUAUAUUACCGAAAUGUUUGAAAUGGUCAGCAUAUGGAUGGAUCAGUUGACAGCAUUUUAUCUAUCCUAUCCUCGAUGGUUUGUGGCCAUCAUAUUUGCCAUUGUCUUCUUUAUCUAUUAUCUUCGACAAGUGGUUACGAAACCGGCCUUUUUCUGUGCCGACGGAAAGUUUCGAUGGUUUUUGUUGGCCAACUGUUCGAAGAUUCAACGAAAAUAUUGGCCACCAAUUUGGGCCAUUCAGACACACAUACAGACAGCGUUGGCCAACUUUUUGCGCGGCCGACUACCGAACCUACCCUAUAGACGUGAAUAUAUCUAUACACCCGAUGGCGGUCUUAUAUCACUCGAUUGGUACGAUCCCGAAGCCAAGGCCACUACGACAACAACAACAACAACAACGACUACCACGAGGACCAGUGAACCCGUGCCGAGCUCGUCGGGUACGACAAUCGAUGACCAAUUGAAACCGAUUGCAUUAUUCCUGCCCGGACUGACCGGCGAUUCCCAAACUGAAUAUAUUAAACCAUUGGUUCCCGUUGCCCAUUCACUCGGCUAUCGGGCCGUAGUGUUCAACAAUCGGGGCCGGGGCAAUAUGAAGCUGACAACACCGCGUUUCUAUUGCGCUGCCGAUUACGAUGAUCUUAAACAAGCAUUGCAUCACAUGCGCCGACACAAUCAUCCGGAAACAAAAAUAGUGGCCACCGGUAUAUCGUUGGGCGGUAUUGUAUUGGGACGCUAUCUGAUAGAUAUGGGCGACAAAGCGCUGGUCGAUGCGGCUCUACUGAUAUCCGUUUGUUGGGAUCUAUUAGCCGGUGCCGAAAGUCUAGAAAAACCCGGUCUAAACUACAAACUCAAUCAACAUCUGACCCGAUCUCUGUUGUAUAUAAUCAACGAUAAUAAAGAAAUGUUUGAUUCGGUUAUCAAUAUUGAAGAUCUAAACAAAAGUAAAACAUUGAGAGAGUUUGACGAAAGUUUUACAAUCAAAAUGUGGGGUUUCAAGAGUGUUAAAGACUAUUAUCUACAGUCUAGUCAUAAGGGAAAGUUGUGUUGCAUUAAGCGGCCGACACUUUGUCUGAAUGCUGCCGACGAUAUUUUUGCACCCGUUUGUGCACUUCCAGUCGAUGAAGUAGAAGAAUCCAGUCACGUGGCAAUGAUAGUGACCUCCCGGGGCGGACACAUCGGCUUUAUGGAAGGCUUGUCGCCGUUUAUGCCGUUUUUUACCGAAAAACUUUUACACCAAUAUCUCAGAUCGUUGGCCAAACUCAAAGACAUUAAACGAGAUUUGAUUUAUUGAUUUGAUUGAUUGAAUCGAUAGUUAAUUAUAUAUAUUUUUUGGAUAAUUUUUUUUUAGUUUUUUUUAAAAAAAUGUUUUAAAGGUUAUUUUUUAGCUAGACUAUUUUAUUUUAUUUUUGACGAUAACCACAACAACGAUGAACAAUGAGAAUAGUUUUUUAUGUAAAAAAACAAACAAACAAACAAAUUCUUAUAUAUAUAUAUAUUAUAAAUGUGAUAA
This is a messenger RNA of Oppia nitens, 1630 nucleotides long. Its product is annotated as protein ABHD1-like. Gene Ontology annotation, biological process: medium-chain fatty acid biosynthetic process; medium-chain fatty acid catabolic process. The record is from RefSeq and is a predicted model, not a curated record. Gene Ontology annotation, molecular function: acetylesterase activity; monoacylglycerol lipase activity. The transcript has 4 exons. The coding region runs from base 29 to 1411 and encodes 460 amino acids. NCBI's taxonomy places the organism in Eukaryota, Metazoa, Arthropoda, Arachnida, Sarcoptiformes, Oppiidae.